AUGACUUAAUCUAUCAGAUUCCUUCGAUUGAAAACCCUAAAUUGAAAACCCAGUAUUCGCCUAUUCGGUAUUCCUUCUUCCUCCUUCAUUCUUGCUGCUUGCUGCUUGCUGGCUGCUGCUUGCCUUCUUCCUCCUUCACCAUUCACGCCGUCUUCUGUAAUUGGUCGCUAUAUUGAGAUACAUAACACCAUUUGCUCACUAUCGUAAGUUGGAGCUCUGCGAUUGACAGAAAGUGUAUGGUGAUUUUGGCGAAUUUGUGAAGUAACUUGGGAAGCAUGGCACUUACACAAACAUUCAUCGAUUGUGGCUGAAGCAAUUAACAAAACAUGUUUCUUAAAAGAGUGAAAACAUCAUCUCUAAUUUGAUAGAUAUUGGUGGAUUCUUGGCUGUUGGUUGCUAUUGAAGUUGGCCAAGUAAAUUGCUGGAGUUUUUGCACAAAACAAACUGGUGGAUGUCUAUUGUAUUGUCCUGUAUUGGAGGAUAGUUGAAAACAGAUUUCCUAUCUUCACAUAUAUUUAAAUACUAGCUUCUCACUCCUGAUGCGCAACACAUGUUUUUAUGUUUGGAAAUAUUUGACUCAUUCUAGGCAAAGGAUUUAUUGGUUGCUAAUACAUGGUUUAAGAAGAGACAUAACUAUUUGGUGACUUUUACAACUAGAGUAAAGACAAUUCAAAUUGACUACUGUUUGACAAGCAAGAUAGAUAGCAGUAUUUGCUUAAAUUGUAAGCUCAUUUCAAAAUAGUGUGUCCCACCCAACGCAAACUUUUUGUUCUGGAUGUUUACAAGAUUGAAGAAAAAGAAAGCCAAAGAGGAACAAGGGAUUAGAUUGCAGAGAAUUAAAGAGGAUACCAAUAAAGUUUUUGUUGAGUAAGUAAAAAAGCUGUUUGGGAGAUGACUUCUAACGUAGUGACUAUUUAGAAAAAAUGAAAAAUUGUAUUACUUGAAUAAUUAAGGAGAUUUUAGUAGAUAACAGUGAAGAAAAAAAAUGCUAUCUUGCAUUAGGAAAAUGCAGUAUUGAGGUAAAAUUUGCCAAGUAUAAGCAAAUUAACUUCAAGGCAAUAGUAGUAGUUCGCAAGGCAAAAGUAUGAGCUUUCAAAGGGUGUUCGCCAAAUUCAAUUCUAAAGAAGGAGAAUUGAAUGACAAAAAGGAGACAAGAAAAGACUGAAGACAUAGAUAUUGAAGAGCGUAUUAAGGAUUAAAAAAUUAGUACGAAAUGAGGACAUAAACGACCAGUGGAAAGAGUAUUUUUGACUGGUAAUUUAAAUGAGAGCAAUUAAUUUUGUUGGAGACACAAUUAUUACUCGUCAAACUUAUGCAAAGAAUCAAGAAAUCAAAGGUUGAAAGGGCUUUGAUAAAAUGAAGCUAUAAAAAGGUGGUGCAAAGUGGAAUACAUAUUGAGGUAUGGAGGGUUGAUUGAAGUAACUUGACUAACUGAUUUGUUUUACAAGAGUUGGAGGACAAGUAAGAUGUUCAAAUGUCGAAGAAGUACUCUAGUUCCUAUUUGCAAGAACACAAAAAAUGUUCAAAAUUGCUCCAACUAUCAAAGAACAAAACUUUUGAGCCAUAUACAUAUGAGAUGUACCUAUGCAUCAUAUUGGAGAAUAAAUUUGAAUUUGUGCUUAAGAAACCGACAAUGUAUGCAAUUUAUCUGAUUAGACAAUGAUGAAAUACUAUACAACUAAAAACGACUUAUACAUGAUUUUUAUUGAUUUGAAAAAGAUAAGAUACCAAGAGAAGCACUUUGGUGGGAAUAACAAACGACAUUUCUUGGAAAUACGUUAAUAUAUUGCAAGGUAUGCAUUAAGAAGUGAAAAUAAAUGUUAAGACAUGUGGUAGUGCAAUAAAGGAUUUUUCGAUUGUAAUAACUUUCAACAAGGUUUUAUUCCAAAGCCCUUAUCUUUUUACAACAAUAAAGGACAUUUCCUAUGCAUCGUGUUUUGAUCGAGAUAUACUCGGUGCAUGCUUUCUAUUGAUAGUGUUCUAGUGGAAGAGACUUGAGAGGGUAAAGCUAAGUUAGAUUGACAAAGAUAAGAGUUCGAGUCACAAAGUGCUCAGCAAAAAUGACAUAAGGAGAAUAUAGAGUUGAAAGAGAAAAAAAUUAGUCCAGUUGGAUGCUGUAAAAACUUUGGAUUCAUAUUUUAGAAUAAGGAUCCAUAAAAUUGCUAAGCAUUUUAUUCCAGAUCACGAAAUGACUUGCAAUGCGGAACUUUCUCUGAUCUUAGAAUGCAUAUGACCGUUGGUCACGAAUGGGUUCUUUGACAUCAUCGUACCUCUUGAGAUUUAGGUAUUUCUUUAUUCUGUUUUGGCAAAAGGAUCUACGAAAAUGAAUAGGUCUCAUCUACAACUGGAGAGGAGAAGAAGUGCACAUAGAAAAAUGCUUUAUUAUUCGGACACAACAAAAUCAUGGAUUCAAGUGCUACUAGAGAAGAGGAAAUAGAGAGCAUAAAGAGGUGAGGAAAGAGAUGAUGGAGGAUAUUAAAAAGUUGACCUUGCAGUGAUUAAGGGUAGCGGUUUGGGCGGCUGUGGGUUUGGUGCGUUGAUAGGAUUAGGCGUGACUAUUCCUUAAGGCAUGUGCCUUAGAUCGCCUUAUAUUAGCACCUAAACUUAUUCUCAGAAGCCCAUUUCCAUCACAUCUGACAUAUAAUUUUCGAAGACGCUGCCAAUUUAGCUGGAAAAAUGAGCGGAAGUAGCAAGAGGCGGCAUUCAAAGUGGGAUCUUAAAGAUUCUGUAGCUUUACCUACAAACUUUAAUGAUGGAGCUCAGCCACGGAGGCCUAGAGAAUCUUAUUCACCUGGUACAGUUUCAAAUAGACUUGAUAGUCGCUGCAAAGGAAGUUCGAUAACAUUAGAUAGAGAAAAAAACUCCCCAAGAAUGUCAUCAGAACUAGAUGAAUGGAGACCUCGACAUUCAAGUCGAUCUCCUAGAAAUGGUUGGAGCCAGUCACGCAGAAAUAGCAAGAGCAGGAGCCGAAGCCGAAGCCGUAGCCCAGCUCAUAAUUCUAGACGGGAACCAACUGGUACUGAUUGGACUAGAAGCAGAACUGGUGCUUCAGCACGCGUUUGUAGGGAUUUUGCUGUGGGGAGAUGCAGGAGAGGCAGUAGUUGUCAUUUUCUUCACCAAGAUAGUCAACUCUAUGACCGUAGGCGGCCCCUAGAAAGCAGUCCACCAGAGGAUUUGGUAAGUAGUCGUCGAAGGGUUGGAAGUUCAAAAUAUUCUCCUGAUGACAGUAAAGACGAUACCAGAAGCACUGAAAAAUCUGCUCAUAUCUGUAAUGACUUUUUAAAGGGAAGGUGUAGAAGAGGAGAUUCAUGCAGGUUUGUACAUCAAGAUACUGCUGUUGGUGUGUUUGAGAAAGGAUCAAUUGAAGAUGUGUACAGGAACAAGGAUCGUGACCGCCGUAGUAGGGAUAUCUAUCCUGAUCAGAACCAUAGAAGUAGGGAUCCGUACACUGAUAAUGGCCAUAGAAGUAAGGAUCCUUAUCCUGAUCAUGAACACAGACGAAGGGACCCUUAUCUUGAACGUAAACAUGAAUUUGAGCCUCCAAGGAGAGGUGAAAAUACCUGCAAAUUUUUUGCUGCUGGAAAUUGUCGAAAUGGAACUCGUUGCAAAUUUUCUCAUCAGGUGCAGAAUUCUUUUAGUCCGGAGAAGAGGUCACGAGAUGUUUGGCGUGAUACCAACCGUGAAGGUAGUCUUGGUUGGGAUGGUCCAAAAUGGAGUGACGCGACGACCAUGUCAGCUGUUCCGGCAAUGCAAUGUUGGGAAGAGGACAAAAAAGAGAAUGAAGAACUGAAUACAGUGAGGAUCCAAGGUGAUGGAAGGAGUCCAGGUCAUAAAUAUGAGGGUGACCGAGAUUGGAAUGGUCCAACUUGGAAUGAUGCUACUAAAAUGCCAGCUAUUACUGUAGUGCAGGGUUGGGGUGAGGAUAAAAAUGAGAUUACAGAAAUGUCUAAAGAUGUGACUAGAACAAGACCGGGGGAUGGUUCAACAUGGAAUGAUCCAGAUCAUAAAUAUGAGGGCGAUCGAGAUUGGAAUGGUCCAACUUGGACUGAUGCUACUACAAUGCCAGCCAUUACUGGAGUUCAGGUUUGGGGUGAGGAUAAAAAUGAGAUUACAGAAGUGUCUAAAGACAUGACUAGAACAAGACCGGGGGAUGAUUCUUGCAGCCAUGAUAUUCUUACUGUAAAACCAGCAUGGGAUACACCAGCUAGUAUAGACAAAUCUGAGAUCCUGGAUGAUGAGGAACCACUUAAAUGGAAGACAGAGCAUAAUGUCCCCGGCAUGGCUCUUUCUGCAUUAAGAGGUGUAGAAGAUUUAUCUGGUGACAUAGAAAUUUCUCCUACGGAUAUCAAGCAGCAAAAUGUCAAUUCAUCUACUUCUCAAAUGCCGUCUAUCACCAACAUAUCUUUUCCUGUUGUUCAACUAGAAUCUGCUGAAGAAGCUUCAUUUGAGAAGCAUUACACAGCUCCCUUCCUGGAACCGAAGGUAUGUAGUGAUCCCUUUGCUGGGCAGAAUUCCAGUUACAAGGACAAUAAACCUACAUUGAUUUCUGGGGAGAGGAGAAAUGUGUUUGGAGAUCACGAUGGCCCAGUUAUCACACAGAAUCAAUCAGUACAUGUCCUACAAGGGCAAAGCAUUUUCCAGCCCAGAAAUGCCGAUGCUGACCCAAUUUCGAACAUAAAUCCUCAAGCACAAAAUCAACUGCCAGUCAAUUCCCAUCCUCAAGUGUCGCAUGAUUCACCAUCUUUUCUUGAUAACAAAGUUGCUGAGUCUCGUGAUAUCAGUUUAGCUUCAUCUGCACUUGCUCCAGCUUCUGCUACUGAAUCACAACUGGCAGAACUAUCCCACCUCACUGCUUCUCUAACCCAGCUACUUGAAAACAGGCAACAGCUUUCACAGCUAUCUUCUGCUGUUACUAACCUCCCUAACAUAGCUGGACCGGUUCCUGCUGUUGCUGGUGUUAUGAUUCAGCGAAAUCAUGUUCCUGAAGUGUUAAAGCAAUAUGAUCCUGUAUGUAAUAGCAUUGAGCCGAAGAUGCCCAACAUGGGAAAUCAGCUGUUGCCUAGCGUUGAACAGAAAAGCUCUGAUGAUGAACUGCAUCAUCACGCUAACAAUGAAAUACAUCAUCACAAGAGUGGAAAUGUGAUCCAACAAGAGCAUCUUGCAUCAACUAAGGACGAGGAAAAUGGUAAGGAAUCACCUGCUGGAGGAAUUAAGGCACCAGAAAACAAACCUUCUCACGAUGCAGGUGCAGAUGAUGCUGAUGGUAAGAAAAUAAAUGAUACAAAAGGAAUUCGUUCAUUUAAAUUUGCAUUAGUGGAGAUGGUUAAGGAACUUUUGAAACCCUCGUGGAAGGAUGGUCAAGUGAGCAAAGAUGACUAUAAAACAAUCGUGAAAAAAGCGGUCGACAAAGUCACGGAGACACUAGGGCCUCAGAUUCCUCAAACAAAAGAUAAAAUUGACCUGUAUUUGUCAUGUUCAAAGCAAAAAAUCGAUAAACUUGUACAGGCCUAUGUGGAAAAAUAUCACAAGAGCUAAAGCUGACCAAUGGAGCAUUCUGAUGGAACGUGAUUUUCCUGUAUUAUACUUGUAGCUGGUUGUUUCAGAUAUUUGUACAUUCAUUUUAUGCAUUAGAUACAACCCUUUUUGUGCAUCUAAUUUUAAAGCUCAAUAGACAGUUAUAGAUAAGCUUGUAUUUUCUGUAGUAAAUUAUGAAUAUCAAAAAUUAUGUUCUGUUUGGAAUUAAUCUGAUUCUGUUUGGUUUUAAAUCAGAAACGUUUAAAAUGCUGCUGAGUUUGGUUCGGUAGCUGUGUGAUCUGUUAACAUCCAUUGUCAUUGGGCAUUGUUAUAUAUUGUCAUUCUUUUCAUUUUAUUGCCACCCCUAAUAAAAUUACG
Amaranthus tricolor (Joseph's coat) is the source of this 5892-nucleotide messenger RNA. Its product is annotated as zinc finger CCCH domain-containing protein 38-like. Gene Ontology annotation, molecular function: metal ion binding. Lineage: Eukaryota; Viridiplantae; Streptophyta; Magnoliopsida; Caryophyllales; Amaranthaceae. The record is from RefSeq and is a predicted model, not a curated record. The coding region runs from base 2677 to 5535 and encodes 952 amino acids. The transcript has 7 exons.